UUCCAAACCCUAAAUUAAACCAAACGAAGAACUUCGUCGUCUCUCUACCCGUAUCCGCCAACGCGGCCGACUGUUAAUUCUGCAUGCAAUAGCGUUUUCAUAGAUGGGGAAAGUAGCGAAGGGUUCAAGGAAGGGGAAGAAGGCGUGGAGGGCGAAUAUAAAGACCGAAGACAUCGAAGAAUACUUUGAGAAGACAACGAAGGACGCUCACAGCGGCGUCUCCUCCACCAUAACCUCUCUCCCCAGUGAAUCUCUCUUUUACGUCGAUAAAUCUACAGAUGUUCCUGUGAAACGGAAGAUUGAAAAACACAGGCUCAAGGUUCUCCGCCAUGAGAGCUUGCUGCAAAGAAAUCUCUUUGUGCAGCCCGUCCCGUCUUCAAUUUUGAAGAAGUGUAAAGAGCGGAAAGAAAUAAAAUCAGUAAAAGCUGAAGUUAGAGACGUUUCAAAGACACAGGAUCCAGCAUUGCAACUUGAUUUAUGGAAUAAUGAAGAUAAAAAACUUGCAGGUGAAGAAAAUGCGAAGGCCAAAAAGAAGUCUGCCACUUCUCUCAUUCCGGCUGUUGAAAUGGAGCCGCCUGGAUGUUCAUUCAAUCCUCCAUUUGAAGCUCAUCAGGAUUCAUUGGCUGAAGCUGUUGCUGAUGAAAUGCAAAAGAUUUAUCGUGAAGAAUUGGGUCCCGAACCCGUGCCGCUUAUCGUUCCAGGGGAAAUAAUUCUGGAGGAAGAUAAAUAUUUUCUUGAUGCAGAUGAUGACAACGAGAGCGAUGCAGAAGAUCAGGAUAAUGCUAAUGAUGAGCUUCUUGCACGAAGAAAAUCAAAAACAAAGAAAGUAACUCGAGUAGAGUUGAACCGAAGAGCCAAACUUAAAAAGCAUAUGAAAGCUGAAGCCGAAGCUAAGAAGCGAGACGACAUGUCCAAGCAAAUCGAUUGCUUAUCGGAUAUAAUCAAGGAAAUAGCAAAAGAAGAUGAGGAAAAGAAUAGCAGGCAUUUGAGGCGGGUUAUUGCGAAGCAUGAAAACCUUAAAGUCCGACCGCCUCGGUUAGGAAAGCACAAAUUUGUACCAGCUUCAAAGCAAGUCCUUUUAACUGAAGAAAUUUCUGGCUCCAUUAGAAAGCUGAAGGGCUGUUGCACCCUUGCAAGGGACCGUUUCAAAAGCUUGGAGAAACGAGGCUUGCUUGUUCCAACUGCUAACGGGCGGAGAAGAAGAAGACGAUGAAGUUUACUAUUUGAUUCUUUACUGAAGAUGCAAUGGAGAAAUGUGCUUGGUUUUCAUGGCGGAUCUGAAGGCUUCUGCUUCUAGCAAUCUGUGGGGCGAAUGCUUUAAUGGAUGUUGAUUGGGAGCAAUAAUCUUCUGUUUUUCUCCUGAUGCUUUAUUUUCUUCAUGGAAAGCCAUGUGCUGCAGAACUCAAGAACUAAUGGUAGCAGGAUAGAUUUCCUGCAUUUGUUUUAUACUGCUUGGGAAUGCUUUGUAAUUUAGUUGUUUGUUGAAUUGUAGAGAAUUGUUAUU
This is a messenger RNA of Phalaenopsis equestris, 1504 nucleotides long. RefSeq lists its product as uncharacterized. Gene Ontology annotation, biological process: ribosomal large subunit assembly; rRNA processing. Gene Ontology annotation, cellular component: nucleolus. The transcript is spliced from 12 exons. Gene Ontology annotation, molecular function: 5S rRNA binding. NCBI's taxonomy places the organism in Eukaryota, Viridiplantae, Streptophyta, Magnoliopsida, Asparagales, Orchidaceae. The record is from RefSeq and is a predicted model, not a curated record. Bases 104 to 1213 code for a protein of 369 amino acids.